Molecule: messenger RNA, 843 nt
Organism: Angiostrongylus costaricensis
Lineage: Eukaryota; Metazoa; Nematoda; Chromadorea; Rhabditida; Metastrongylidae
Source: the annotation of a GenBank genome assembly
AUGGUUGCAGGAACGUCAUGGUGGAAUGCUUAUACGACUCGUAAACGACUAUUUCGUAGGCGAAAUCUUAAACGAGUUUUAUUGUUGUAUUUCAGUGAAGAAAAGUCCGGAUGGCUUAAUAAAUGGACAAACUAUUUAAAAGGAUAUCGACAAAGGUGGUUCGUUCUCGAUUCAAACGCUGUACUUAGUUAUUAUAGAAGUCCGAGUGAGGUAGGGCAGGCUUGUCGAGGAAGCAUCAAUCUUCAAGAAGCGCGUAUUCUGUCUGAUAAAAUAACCAGCAAUAUUGUCAUAUCGGCAUCAUCGCAGACUUUUCAUUUGAAAGCCGGCAAUGAUGUUGAAAGGCAAAAGUGGUUAAGUGCAUUGGAAUAUUCGCGUCAUAAAGCUAUAAAACGGGCAGAAAGCGAUGAAGACGAAGAUGCACAUGUCGGAACUGGAGAGUCUCGCAUUGCUGUUCUGCAGAAAACUCAUAAGGAAUUGCUACGGAAGCUCAACGAUUUGCAAACGACUUCUCGUAUACUAGCACUUCCGUUUGUGUAUAACAGAGAAAUGAGAAAUAAAUAUAUGCAGAUUACGACUAGCGCACUAUUAAAAGCAGCUGAAGAGUUUGUGGAACUCUCCGACCGAGGCUCCCGGCGGAUGGGUAAAGUGGUGGCCAGUGAACAACGUGAGAAGCUUGUAUUACAGGAACAGUUAGAGACACUAGCAAAGCAACAUUCGAGCUUAGAGAGAGCUGCUACUCUUGGUGACACUAACAAUUUCAACCCUCCUCUUUCUGCGUAUAGUGACAUGGAGGAAGAGUUCCAUGAUGCCGCUGAAGAGCUGAGUAUGAGUGGAUCUCGGUAA